Botrytis deweyae is the source of this 198-nucleotide messenger RNA. RefSeq lists its product as uncharacterized. The transcript has a single exon. The record is from RefSeq and is a predicted model, not a curated record. NCBI's taxonomy places the organism in Eukaryota, Fungi, Ascomycota, Leotiomycetes, Helotiales, Sclerotiniaceae. Gene Ontology annotation, cellular component: cytosolic large ribosomal subunit; ribosome. The coding region runs from base 1 to 198 and encodes 65 amino acids. Gene Ontology annotation, molecular function: RNA binding; structural constituent of ribosome. Gene Ontology annotation, biological process: translation.
AUGAAAAGAUGCACAACCAUACGAAUAUAUGCUAAUAUAUCAUUGAAUAAAUAUAACUGGGGUGAGAAGGCCAAGAGAAGAAAGACCACCGGUACCGGUCGCAUGCGUCACAUGAAGGAAGUUCCAAGAAGAUUCAAGAAUGGAUUCCAAACCGGUGUACCAAAGGGAGCUAGAGGACCAGCCACUAAAUCCGAGUAA